GGGAGCCUGUACCAACUUCAUAACUUCAUGACGUCCAUCCAUCCCCAUCCUCUCCUGAUUUCCGUGCCAUUUCGAUUAACUAUCCCACUGGCAGCUUCCUGCAAUGGCGACAGAGCGCUCCUUAGGCGCGCUUCUGCGAUCCCUCCAGUCUCCGUCCGACCUUCACAAUGCCUUCAACUUGCUUCCAACAGCAACGAGCCUUCUAUCAGUGCUCAGUAACCCAUUGAAUAUCACUUUACUUGCCUCGCAGUUACUGGUAUCUCCAGCAAUAUGGGACCACCACCCCGUUGACCUACACGCAUGUCGCAGGAUCCUCAGCGUCUUCAACACAGCGGCGAUGGCAAUCCUGCAGAGUGAAGCAUCCGAAGACCCACGAAUACCCUACGGGAGGCCGAGGAAGUUGGACCGCGAGCAAUGGGUGAAGGCGGUUGUUAGUGGAGCCGAUGGGAAGUCGCCGCGGUGGAGACACCUCCUUCUUAUCGGAGGAAUUCUGCUGGGAUUUGAAGGUCAGGAUAGACAGGGUUUACCGUGGAGUGUUCGGAAGAAACUGGAGUCUGCUUUGGUGACUGCUACGCAAUUUUCCCUGGAGGAACUAGACCUGCAGGAUGAGACUGAUGGUCGUUGCAUUACUAUGGUCUUAAACUAUUCGUUUCAACUCUUGUCCGACCAGGAGAGGAGUAGGAUAGACUAUGAUCGCUUGCUGCCGGUGCUGAUCAGGGCGGCAUACCUGUCUCCGGAGGGCCUUGAAGGCGGCUAUUUCUUAGGCACUGUUGAUACGGAUAUUGUCCAGACAGCCGGAAAGCGAUUUGCAUGGCCCCCGCAAUCUCCAACUUUUCAAAAAGUAACGGGGAUUUCUUCUUCGCCUCUUGUUUCCGGCCUUGGUCCACUUUCCAGGCUUAUUGCACAUGCGAUUGAAAAUGUUCGCGAGCCAGCGCUUGUCACGCAGACCGUCGACCAAAUUGCGGAUUUCGUCCGAACCUUGAUGGUGCAGUGGAGACAAAACAAGCUAUCGGAGGUUGAUCAGGCCGAAGAAGCUGAGUUCUUGGAUCCUGAGUCGCUUGAGAAUACGAUUCCCAGCCUAUGGAAACUGCUCCGGAAUUGUUUGUAUUCGGUUGUGAUUGUUCUUCGGGCGGUCCUGGGGCGGGUGAUCAAUGACCGUGUCCUGGCCGCUGACAACAGUGCACCAUAUCUCUCAAUGCAGGCGCUUCACAUCCUCCGCAACUUAUACUUCAUUUCUUCUCGUAUUGGCCCGAACUCAUCCUCGCAGCACACAUUCGUGGCACUAGCGGCUGUGGAUAUCCUGACACAGUAUCCCGACUUGACAGAGAAUUUCCUGACGAGUAUCAAACCACAUGAACUCGGCCACAUCCCAGAACAUCCCGUUGAGAGAUGUCUCGAUCUGUUCUUCUUGAAUACCUCCGAACACUUCACUCCUGUUCUUUCGCCUAAAUGUGCCGAAGAUCUUCUCAUCCAGGCCGCUCUGCCCUACCUUCCGGCCGGAGGAAACAACCACCUCCUCGAGAUCUUCGAAGCUGCUCACAGCGUAGUUCUCGCUGUCUGCGCAAUCGCCAAUAACGCAGAUGUAGCAGCCAAACAUCUUCCUUUCUACAUCGACAAUCUUUUUGCUGUCUUCCCUACCAAUCUAUCCGCUCGCCAAUUCCGCCUCGCAUUUAAAACCGUCCUCCAAGUCACCACACCUCCAUCCCCAAUUGCAAACCGGCAGCCCCUUUUACCAUCUAUCCUCCUCGAAGUCCUCUACGACCGAGCCCUCCAUGCAUCCGAUACUGCCCUUCCACCCUCUGCGCAAGGCACUACCGGCCCGGACAUGGGGAAGACCAUCCCACUCUCCGAACAAGCUGUACUUACACUCGCUCUCAUCGACAGUCUUUCUUUCCUCCGCGUAGAGGAACUAGACGAGUGGCUUCCUCUCGCCGCUAAUCUGAUCAAUGUUAUUUCUGCACCUGAAAUGCGCAAGGCCUGCGUUGAACGGUUUUGGGAUGCGCUGAGUAACGGUGAGAUGGACGUACAGCGCGCGCAUUACUGUGUUACCUGGUGGAGCACUAAGGGUGGUCGGGAACUUGUUCUGUUUGGAGGCGAGAAUGCGCAGGUUGAGGACCAGGCGCAGGGAGCCUUUAUGAGCGGUGCGGUUGGGGGAGCUGCGCCCGAGAGUAAACUUUAGUUUUUUUUUUUAGUUUUUCUUUUGGUAAUUUGGUGGAGGGGUGUUACUUUUCAUGGCUAUGGCGUUUUAGUUGAGCAGUAUUCGAUACCACUGAGCGAUGUUGGGGGCGUGCAACACUAUUUAGGGCGUGGACAUCCCUAAGCAGUUAUGUUGCAUAGAUUAAUCUAUCUUGGAUAUUUACCGACCGAACUAACUACAAUGAAAGGGUUCCAU
Aspergillus ochraceoroseus IBT 24754 is the source of this 2392-nucleotide messenger RNA. RefSeq names its product putative peroxisomal membrane protein Pex17 (gene pex8). The record is from RefSeq and is a predicted model, not a curated record. NCBI's taxonomy places the organism in Eukaryota, Fungi, Ascomycota, Eurotiomycetes, Eurotiales, Aspergillaceae. The transcript is spliced from 4 exons. The coding region runs from base 104 to 2179 and encodes 691 amino acids.